Molecule: messenger RNA, 702 nt
Organism: Cylicocyclus nassatus
Lineage: Eukaryota; Metazoa; Nematoda; Chromadorea; Rhabditida; Strongylidae
Source: the annotation of a GenBank genome assembly
AUGGUCUAUUUCCGUACUGUCCUUCUACUCGUACAAGUCUUGGGCGUUCUAGCUAAUAGUGAUGUGGGUCCUAACCCUGUUGAGCCUGUCGGUAGCGAUCAACUUGAAAGUGGUGCUGCUCAGCAAGCUGGGCAAUUGGACGUCUUAGAAGAUGAUUACGAUAGCUCUAUCUUUUAUGAUUACGAUGGCUCCAGUGAAACCUGCAAUGCAAACCUUCUAUCGCUCAAUCAACCGCUGGCGACUGUGUUCGCAUCAGUAGCCAUAGGAAUGAAUUUCAAACCUCAUUGCCUUGAGAUAAAUCUUGCUGAACAACACUAUGAGGAAAUAAAUAUUUUUUCUUAUGCCACAAAUAAAACUCAUGUUGUCCUUGCCGAAAAGAAUGUCGAAAGUCUAAGCGAUGUUGAAGGAAUCAGAAGGGAAUUUGAGUCUGGUUCUGCACUGAAGAAUGAACUGGAGCAGAAAGGAUUUGUUGCGGAUGGUAGCGAAAUCUCAUUUGGAUGCGCCCCAGGAAAAGGUGAUGUCGUUGUCGUUUGCUACUAUCGGAGGCAAGGGAUCACCGUAAAGCGCGAAGAAGGAUUGUUUGAAGACGAGCCUGGCACCAAAUCUGAUGGCAUACCAAGAGAAUCCGAAAGCUCUCCUAGACAGCAGGAAGGCGUCGCUGAAUCGGAGAGAGACACGUCUGAACAACAAGAGGAAGCGUGA